Messenger RNA from Plodia interpunctella (Indianmeal moth), 4305 nucleotides. RefSeq names its product goliath (gene gol). Lineage: Eukaryota; Metazoa; Arthropoda; Insecta; Lepidoptera; Pyralidae. The record is from RefSeq and is a predicted model, not a curated record. The transcript has 12 exons. Bases 663 to 1946 code for a protein of 427 amino acids.
ACAAAAAAAUCAAAUAGUUCGUAGAACAGCGGCGAGCGAGACGUGUGUCGCGUUCUUGUCGUGACUACUGUGCGUUCGCAGUUCUUGUAUUUUUCGUAGUAUUUUUACGAAAACCAACGAUUUAUAGCGUGUUUUUUUGUGUGCCGGCAAGCCUUUCUUGCAUGAACUUUUCAAAGAAGCUGUAAGUUAUUGACUAUACAAAAUAAACAGGGGUGUUGUGUGUUUUCGUUCGGUGUGUUGAAUAAAAUAGAUUGUCUUGUUUUCACCCGAAAAGAAUUUCCUACCAGCUGUUUGGGCAUAUUAUGCUUCAUAUUGUAAUUGCCAGCUACGGUGAAGUUCCUCUACGGGUAUGGGUCGGCAGUCGACUACGAGCCAAGUGGAAUGACAGACAAACAAACACCGUUGAAACGCGAUAAACAAAGUGAUAUUACAGUUUUUCUUCAGUAUUAAUGAAGAAUAGCUGAACGAAGAUAAGAAAAAAAAAACACGCAUUUAUAUCAGUUGGAUUUAGUUGGUCUUGCGGCUAGGCAGUGCGGAGUCGUUUGAGCAGUGCAGUGCCGAUAACGACUAAUGUUUAAAAACAAUUUGACCGUUAAAGUGUGUAUCGAAACGUGUGUGUGUGCUACAUUGUGUACGGGGUUUAAAGAGUUAUAGUGUUAAUAAUGCGGGCGGAGGAGGUGUGGUGCAGUUUGGCAGCACUGGGUUGGUUCGCUGCACUCGUGGGGUGCCACGACCCUGGCAGCGAGCUGGGUUCCGUGAGGUACGGGCCCUCGGAGGACAGGAUUGACACUAUCACCAAUGCUAUGAUUAAUUUGACGUAUGAGGACGAACACCGUGUUGUCUACACUGAGAUCUCAGAGACCGGCAAGUAUGGCGAGGGUUACAUCGGCAACGCUCGCGGCAUGGCGGUGCACAUCCGCGCCCAGGGCCCAGGUGGGGAGAGGGACCACACGGGCUGCACGUGGCCGCUGCUAUCGGCUGUGGCGCCCAUGGAGCCGCUCCCGCAGGAACCCUGGAUAGCGGUCAUCAGGAGAGGGAACUGCAACUUUGAAAUUAAGGUGCAAAACGCGUGGCGCGCCAACGCGUCAGCCGUGCUGGUCUACAACGACAGGGACAACCCUCAGCUGGAGAAGAUGAAGCUGUCCACGGAUAAUGGACGUAACAUCAGCGCAGUAUUCAUAUACAAGUGGAAGGGUGAGGAGAUAGCUCGUCUCCUGGACAACGGCACGCGGGUGAUGGUCGGCAUCACCCCGGGGAGAAAGUUCACUAGUGUCGGCAACAGCAUCAACAAAACAUCAGUGCUGUUCGUGUCAAUAUCAUUCAUAGUGUUGAUGGUGAUCUCGCUGGCGUGGCUCGUGUUCUACUAUAUCCAGCGGUUCCGGUACAUACACGCCAAGGACCGGCUCUCGAAGCGGCUAUGUUGUGCAGCCAAGAAGGCGUUGUCUAAAAUACCUGUUAAGAGUUUAAAGACUGAAGAUAGAGAGGUGCAGGGUGACGGCGAAUGCUGCGCCAUCUGUAUAGAGCCUUACAAAGUGUCCGAGACACUUAGAUCUCUUCCUUGUAGACACGAGUUCCACAAGAUCUGCAUCGACCCCUGGCUGCUGGAGCACCGCACGUGUCCCAUGUGCAAGAUGGACAUCCUGCAGUACUACGGCUAUGUGUACACGGGUAGUCAAGAAAGCAUGUUGCAAAUCGAGGUCGAGGAGACCCGCAGCCGCACGCUGGUCACCAGCAGGACCCGGCAGCCGCUCACUCUGUUGACGAGCGACAAUUCGUACUCGGAGGCGGCGAGCGAGCGCAGCAGCCGCGCGUCCUCUCCCGACGAGCUCGUGCCCACGCUGCGGCGGGAGCCCCCCGCCUGCCCGCUGGCGUACAGCGCACCGCCGUCCCCGAGCAGCGGCCGCGCGGAGCCCGGCCCCCCCCCCGCCGACGCCCCGCAGCUCUGAGCUUAUUGAUUAGAUUGGCUAAUCAGUGCCAAACAUACCUUAUCGACCACGACCACUUCCCAAGGAAAAUACUGGCCACAUCGACUUAAAAUUCGAGAAAGAAAUUUUGAAUUUCGAGGCAUAGACAAUGGCGCGAACCGAGUGAAGUGAAAACGUGUGUGGAAGACAGUGAUGUGUUCAUAACAAAAUAAUUUUAAAAAAAUACUCAAAAAAAAAAAACUAAAUUGGUUCGGACUUCCAGUGAGUUAGGUGGAUGACACGUGAUAUUUUUUCUAUUUUUAAGGACAAUAUAGUUUUGUAUGGAUAGUAAAUAGACAGAAAUCCGCUUCUCCGCCUAGUCAACGAAAUAGUGUUAUGUUCAGCCUACUUUGUGAGAACAAUGCCAUCUAUGUGAGACCACUAGACUGUAGUCUGCAGGUUUUAUUUGCUGAUUCAUCAAAUGAUUGUAUGCCAAAUAUGAACUUAAAGCAAUGCAUCGAUCCAAAACUCAGUUUUAUAUUGAUAAAAUGGUGUAAAUUGUUUAAGGCAUUAUGAAAUUUCAAGUCUAAAUUAAUUGAACAAUUUUAUAAGUCGGCAUGUGAGGCACGCUGAAGUCUUAUUUUCAUUUCGAUACUAGUAGUGACAUCAAAAUGGUUUCUUCGUCAUCGUCAAAAAUUUCAUAUAUAACGUCAAGUUUUACAAAACAUCCAUUGACAACAACAAAAACGUUUAUAUGUGAUUUUUUUACGAAACUAUCAUCGCGAACCUUUCAUGCCAAAUAGUAUCGCAAUUAAAAUUAGGCUUGGUAGUAUCAUGUGUAGAUAUGAAAUGAUUGUUGACAUGUAAUGCAACCUUUUAGAAAUUCAGAAAAGUUUGUUUUUACUUUGGUGAUGUUUACAAAAUCGUUUAUAUCUACAUUUUGAUACUUAAGACUAAUGAAGUGAAUGUUAGUUAGAAUAUAAGAACUGUGGAUUUGUACAUAAAAUAAUAAAAAAAAACGUUUUACACAAUAAAAAUAGAAAGGACGACCAAUUCACACGAGUCAACAGCAAUAUUUUUCCUUAUUUUUUGUUGUGUUUUCUUCAAAGGUCUAUAUUAUUUUGUAUUAUCCAAGUGUUGCAAGUUUAAAGUUUCUAUAAAAUAUCUUCUUUUUUAUUUUUCUGCAAUUUUGUGGGUUGGUCAAAUUCAACCAAAGUGGUGGAUGUUACAGAGGGUGAAAAUCAGACUAGGUGCAGGCUGUCGAGCCAAUGUACUUAAAAUUGGUUGUUGAUCUCAUAAUAUAUGCUAUAUACAGGCAAACAGUAUACAAUAAAAAGAUUUUACACUUUUUGUACAUUGGUAUAUAGAUUGAUCAUGUUUAUUUUAAAAAAUGAAAUCUUUUUACUGUUUGUUUAUGUUAGCAAAAGUUAAUAAAACCAAUGAACUUUCUGUACAUGUUAAACUUUUAUUAUAUAAAUUACCCUACAACAUUUUGGAACAUUUAUGACUGUAUUCUAGAUUCCUUAUGAAAUCUUUAUUAUGACGUUAUGUUACGAAACGGGAUGAAAUUGAUGCAAUUUACUUUUAUUUGACGUUUUACAGAGAACAGAAGUUUUCUGUAGAAUGUAACGACUAAAUUCUCAUGAAAAAAUUAGAACCUAGUUUAAUUUAAAUUUGUUUCAGUCUACUGACAUUGAAAGAGUUGAGAAGUUUCAAAUAAAACACUUUUAACUUUUUUAAUGAAUAACAAGCAAUUAAUUUAUGUGUUUCAUGAUUAUGUAUUUUACUCUCUUUACAUAACGCUAGUAUCAAUAACCGAUCAUUGUAGCAGGAUGCUUCUUUCUUUGUAGCUUAUUAAUAAAUAUAACAGAACUAUAUUUUGUCUUUUGCAUGUUAAAAUAAUUUAGACAAUGUUAUAUUGUUUAAAGGUUAUUUUCGCUGACUAGCAUUAAUUUUCAUAAGCAUGUGUAUGCGGUAAGUCACUCGUGAAUUUUGCGACUAAGUUAUGAAGUAUAGAGGAAGGCAUCGCGACUUAGGACUGUGACUAUAAGAUAAUAUUUUUUAUAAAUCUAGUCUGAAUUUGGUCGCUUUAAACUCAAUUAAAAACUUUAAUAAUAGCUUCAUAAAUCAUGUUAAUUGUGUUUAAGCGGCUUCGUCCAUUCAAACUUUAUGUUAAGUAACAGAAUAUUAUUUAGUAUUUUAAGUGAGCAUUUAAGUUAUUACUUACAGUACACCUAAGGUACUUUACGUCCGAUUGGAUUUUAUAUUAAAAAGGAGACUGGUAUGUACUUUAUAAAAACAGAUAACGUGUAAAGAUAUUUACAUUCCCUUAUGAACGUUCAGUAGCGUGCUCCGCGUGUGUACAGCAAGUGUUGAAAUAAAAACCAAAACAGUAUUGAAA